Molecule: messenger RNA, 1698 nt
Organism: Ochotona princeps (American pika)
Lineage: Eukaryota; Metazoa; Chordata; Mammalia; Lagomorpha; Ochotonidae
Gene: SAV1
Product: salvador family WW domain containing protein 1
Exons: 5
Coding region: 434-1594 (386 amino acids)
Biological process (GO): hippo signaling; apoptotic process; regulation of cell population proliferation
Molecular function (GO): molecular adaptor activity; protein binding
Source: RefSeq, a predicted model, not a curated record
CGCCCCGAGGCCGCGGCGGGGGAGGGGCGGCGGCAGCCGGCUGGCGCUGCUUCGAGUUUCCCAGAAUUCCCAGCGGCCGCGGGGAAAGUUUAGGGGAGGUAGGCGGUGGCGGCGGUAGCUGUAGCGGUUACCAAGCGGUCGGCGGCGCAGCAUGGCCUUAGCCCGGCGUCCCUGGACCCUCCUCACGGCGUCCCCGGGCAGCGUCGUGGAGCGGGCAGACUUCCGGGAAGGAACUGACAUGCGGCUGAGCGGCGGCCGGCGCGCUUAGCGCCCCGAUCAUGCGGCUGUCUCUGCGGGCGACUCUGGGCUGCGGAGAGGCGGCGGCGGCGGCGGCUCGGCAGGGAAGGAGGCGGCGGCGCCGGCGGAGAGGGAAGCGGAGACGGCCGGCGCCCGGCGCGGAGCCCUAGGGCGGCCUUGGGCCUCGUCGGGAAAGAUGCUGUCCCGAAAGAAAACCAAAAAUGAAGUGUCCAAGCCGGCCGAGGUGCAGGGCAAAUACGUGAAGAAGGAGACGUCGCCUCUGCUGCGGAAUCUCAUGCCUUCAUUCAUCCGGCAUGGUCCAACAAUUCCAAGACGAACUGAUAUCUGUCUUCCAGAUUCAAGCACUACAGCUUUUUCAACUUCUGCAGAUGGAGUCAUUUCAAGAAACCAGAGUUUUCUUAGGACUCCAAUCCAAAGAACACCUCAUGAAGUAAUGAGAAGAGAAAGCCACAGAUUAUCUGCACCUUCUUAUCUCGCCAGGAGUCUAGCAGAUGUCCCUCGGGAAUAUGGCUCUUCUCAGUCAUUUCUAACAGAAAUUAACUUCACUGUUGAGAAUGGAGAUUGUGGUUCCCGAUACUAUUAUUCAGAUCAUUUUUUUGAUGGCCAGAGAAGGCGGCAACUUGGAGAUCGUGCACACGAGGACUACAGAUUCUAUGAAUACAACCAUGAUCUCUUCCAAAGAAUGCCACAGAAUCACGGCAGGCAUGCUUCAGGUAUUGGGAGAGUUGCUGCUACAUCACUAGGAAAUUUAACUAAUCAUGGUUCUGAGGAUUUACCCCUUCCUCCUGGCUGGACUGUGGACUGGACAAUGAGAGGAAGAAAAUAUUACAUAGAUCAUAACACUAAUACAACUCAUUGGAGCCAUCCUCUUGAGCGAGAAGGACUUCCUCCUGGAUGGGAGCGAGUGGAAUCCCCAGAAUUUGGAACCUAUUAUGUAGAUCACACAAAUAAGAAGGCUCAGUACCGACAUCCCUGUGCUCCUAGUGUUCCUCGGUAUGAUCAACCUCCUCCUGUGACAUACCAGCCACAACAAACUGAAAGAAACCAGUCCCUUCUGGUACCUGCAAAUCCAUAUCACACUGCAGAAAUUCCUGACUGGCUUCAGGUUUAUGCUCGAGCCCCUGUGAAGUAUGACCACAUCCUCAAGUGGGAACUCUUCCAGCUUGCUGACCUGGAUACCUACCAGGGCAUGCUGAAGCUGCUGUUCAUGAAGGAACUGGAACAGAUUGUCAGAAUGUAUGAAGCCUAUAGACAGGCACUUCUCACUGAAUUGGAAAACCGUAAGCAGAGGCAGCAGUGGUAUGCCCAGCAACAUGGCAAGAAUUUUUUAAGUUAAUUUUUUAAAAUGAUAUUUAAGUUUUAUAAGAGCUUUAACAUAUUUUCACAGAUGAAAAAUUGCAACAAGUACUUUGGUUAAUAAUGGCAGCUUUCUUUUGGGAA